This is a messenger RNA of Penicillium samsonianum, 1703 nucleotides long. Its product is annotated as terpene cyclase. The transcript is spliced from 3 exons. Lineage: Eukaryota; Fungi; Ascomycota; Eurotiomycetes; Eurotiales; Aspergillaceae. Bases 235 to 1143 code for a protein of 302 amino acids. Gene Ontology annotation, biological process: isoprenoid biosynthetic process. Gene Ontology annotation, molecular function: prenyltransferase activity. The record is from RefSeq and is a predicted model, not a curated record.
UGGAGCUGAUGCACCCAUUCAGGAAGCCCAUUAAAUGCAACCUGUCGUCCAUCACACCGCAAUUUCGAUUUGGAUUUCCUGCAUGAGAAUUACUUUGCAAACACUCAUUGCGGCUCCUCGGACAGUCUCCGGUACCUAUCAAGUCCUAUUUCUCGUUUUGUGUCGCAUCAUUCAAAUUCCGCAGAAUCUCUCUACGUUACUUCCCCCUGACUCAAUUCCCAGGCCCAGUAUAAUAUGACCACUAUGCUAACGACCCCUCUGAGUGGAUGGUCGCAGCUCUCGCUGUCGUACCUGACUCUAACCGUGGGUGCUCUGGCACUGAUUGUUGUUCUCUAUAUCUCCAUUGAUCGCUUCCCUGCGCCGCGGUGGUUGUCGAAAAAAUACCAAUUGAUCGGUCAGAAGGACCCAGCAAGCACAACAUCCUUAGAAUGUCCGUACAGCUAUAUUCGCCAGAUCUACGGCCAUUAUCAUUGGGCUCCUUUCGUGCACAAGUUGUCUCCCACUCUCCAACAUGAUGAUCCAGCCAAGUACAAGAUGGUACUGGAGAUCAUGGAUGCCAUCCACCUCUGUUUGAUGCUGGUUGAUGAUAUCUCCGACGGCAGUGACUUCCGUAAAGGGCGACCAGCUGCCCACCGCAUCUACGGCCCGUCGGAAACUGCCAAUCGCGCCUACUUCCGAGUCACCCAAAUUUUGAAUCAGACGACAUCCGGAUUCCCGCAUCUCGCUCCCUGGCUGAUGCAGGACCUCGAGAAUAUCCUCGAAGGCCAGGACCUAUCACUCGUGUGGCGCCGGGACGGCCUCAAGAACUUCCCGACCGCUCCCUUAGAGCGAGCCGCCGCCUAUCAGCGGAUGGCGUCUCUUAAGACAGGCUCACUCUUCCGACUGCUCGGCCACCUAGUGCUAGAGGACCGGUCGAUGGAUGAUACCAUGACCCUAGUCGCCUGGUACUCCCAACUCCAAAACGAUUGCAAGAAUGUUUAUUCAACUGAAUAUGCCAAGAUGAAGGGGGCUAUUGCCGAGGACCUCUGCAAUGGUGAGUUGAGCUACCCUAUCGUGCUGGCCAUGAACGCCCCCGAUGGCCACUGGGUAGACCUUGCGCUGCAAUCUCCUUCCCCCGGAACGUGCGAAAUGCCCUGCGGGUGAUCCGCAGCGAUAAGGUGCAUCAGAUGUGCAUGGCUGAACUGGCUGAGUCUGGCUCAUCCAUUCAAGACUGGCUGGCUCUAUGGGGCAGGAAAGAAAAGCUGGACUUGAAGUCGGUGUAAACAAAGAAUGGCAUUAUGAAUUAGCUGAAGAGUCUGUCGACGGAAUGAUUUUGGGGUAGCAUUCGAUCAUUCUAUUGCAUACAUGGGGCUUGGCAAGAUUUCUAGUCCGCAGAAAUCAGAAAUGCAUACUCCGUACUUUUCCACUGAUUCAAUCAAUAAGGUCUGAUCAUUUUAACUAAGAAAAUAAGCCCAAAUUUAGGCAACUUUUUCGAUUUUCCAAAUAUGCCGAAAAAUCUAUAAAUUCUUUAAAGAAUGGAUGCAUGCAUGGCUUUCAAUAUGCUGAUCAAUUCAUGCAAUCGAUUAUUUACUUUUUCUACUCUCGGUUUUUAACUGGAGUUCGGGGACCAUUGUUAUCUCGGGGACCUUGUUAGGUUCAUUCAGGGACCAAAUACCUCAUUUCACCUUUUCUUUUGAUCUGAUCUAUCAUGUCUUAUAUCAAUU